This is a messenger RNA of Hansenula ciferrii, 1581 nucleotides long. RefSeq names its product GMP synthase (glutamine-hydrolyzing) (gene GUA1). The record is from RefSeq and is a predicted model, not a curated record. Gene Ontology annotation, biological process: GMP biosynthetic process. Gene Ontology annotation, molecular function: ATP binding; GMP synthase (glutamine-hydrolyzing) activity; GMP synthase activity. NCBI's taxonomy places the organism in Eukaryota, Fungi, Ascomycota, Saccharomycetes, Phaffomycetales, Wickerhamomycetaceae. Bases 1 to 1581 code for a protein of 526 amino acids. The transcript has a single exon. Gene Ontology annotation, cellular component: cytosol.
AUGUCUGAAUCAGUUGCUCCAGUUUCUAGUGUUUUUGAAACCAUUUUGGUUUUAGAUUUUGGUUCACAAUAUUCACAUUUAAUUACUCGUCGUUUAAGAGAAUUUAAUAUUUAUGCUGAAAUGUUACCAUGUACUCAAAAAAUUUCAGAAUUAAAUUGGAAACCAAAAGGUGUUAUUUUAUCCGGUGGUCCUUAUUCAGUUUAUGCUGAAGAUGCUCCUCAUGUUGAUCAUGAUGUCUUCAAAUUAGGUGUUCCAAUCUUGGGUAUUUGUUAUGGUAUGCAAGAAUUAGCUUGGAUUAAUGGUAAAGGUGUUGCUAGAGGUGAAAAACGUGAAUAUGGUCCAGCUACUUUAAACGUUGUUGAUGCUUUAUCUCCAUUAUUUAAAGAUGUUGAUCAUUCAAAAGUUUGGAUGUCUCAUGGUGAUAAAUUAAAUGGUUUACCAUCUGGUUAUAAAGUUAUUGCUACUUCAGAUAACUCUCCUUAUUGUGGUGUUGCUCAUGAAACUGAACCAAUCUUUGGUAUUCAAUUCCAUCCAGAAGUUACUCAUUCAGAAAAGGGUAAAUAUAUCUUGAAAAAUUUCGCUGUUGAUAUUUGUAAAGUUGCAACUAAUUGGACUAUGGAAAACUUCAUUGAUACUGAAAUCAAUAGAAUUAGAACUUUAGUUGGUCCAACUGCUGAAGUUAUUGGUGCUGUUUCAGGUGGUGUUGAUUCCACUGUUGCUGCUAAAUUAAUGACUGAAGCUAUUGGUGAUCGUUUCCAUGCUAUUAUGGUUGAUAAUGGUGUUUUAAGAUUAAAUGAAGCUAAACAAGUUAAAGAAACUUUAACAAAAGGUUUAGGUAUUAAUUUAACCGUUGUUGAUGCAUCUGAUAGAUUUUUAGAUGGUUUAGCUGGUGUUACUGAUCCUGAAAAAAAACGUAAAAUUAUUGGUAAUACAUUUAUUCAUGUUUUCGAAGAAGUUGCUCAAACUAUUAAACCUAAAAAUGGUAAAGAAAUUGAUUUCUUAUUACAAGGUACUUUAUAUCCAGAUGUUAUUGAAUCAAUUUCAUUUAAAGGUCCUUCUCAAACUAUUAAAACUCAUCAUAAUGUUGGUGGUUUAUUAGAAAAUAUGAAAUUAAAAUUAAUUGAACCAUUAAGAGAAUUAUUUAAAGAUGAAGUUCGUGCAUUAGGUGAAUUAUUAGGAAUUCCUCAUGAUUUAGUUUGGAGACAUCCAUUCCCAGGUCCAGGUAUUGCUAUUAGAGUUUUAGGUGAAGUUACAAGAUCUCAAGUUGAAAUUGCAAGAAAAGCUGAUCAUAUUUAUAUUGAAGAAAUUAAAAAAGCUGGUUUAUAUAAAAAUAUUUCUCAAGCUUUUGCUGCUUUAUUACCUGUUAAAUCAGUUGGUGUUAUGGGUGAUCAACGUACUUAUGAACAAGUUAUUGCAUUAAGAGCUAUUGAAACUACUGAUUUCAUGACUGCUGAUUGGUAUUGUUUUGAUGCUUCAUUCUUGAAAAAAGUUAGUUCAAGAAUUGUUAAUGAAGUUGAUGGUGUUGCUCGUGUUACUUAUGAUAUUACUUCAAAACCACCAGCAACUGUUGAAUGGGAAUAG